Molecule: messenger RNA, 2447 nt
Organism: Scophthalmus maximus (turbot)
Lineage: Eukaryota; Metazoa; Chordata; Actinopteri; Pleuronectiformes; Scophthalmidae
Gene: prpf19
Product: pre-mRNA processing factor 19
Exons: 16
Coding region: 177-1694 (505 amino acids)
Biological process (GO): DNA repair; mRNA splicing, via spliceosome; protein ubiquitination
Cellular component (GO): U2-type catalytic step 1 spliceosome; cytoplasm; Prp19 complex
Molecular function (GO): protein binding; ubiquitin protein ligase activity
Source: RefSeq, a predicted model, not a curated record
GGAGGAAUGCGUAGAAGAAGAAGAAGCCACGGUUGUAGCGGCAAUGAAAGAACAGCGUGCUACUUCCAAUUUGAGCAAAACAUAAGUAAAGUGUACAUUGGCUGUAGUAACUAUCUAACGACGGGACGAGUGUUAUCCAGAUUUCUUUUAGAAACUCUUAGGAAUACGUCGGGAGGAUGUCUUUGGUUUGUGCAAUCUCCAAUGAGGUGCCGGAGCACCCGUGCGUCUCCCCGGUGUCCAACCAGGUGUUUGAGCGCAGGCUGAUCGAGAAGUACAUCGCGGAGAACGGGACGGACCCGAUGAAUGGACAACCGCUGUCUGAAGAGCAGCUCGUCGAUAUCAAAGUGUCCCAUCCUAUUAGACCAAAAGCACCAUCAGCUACAAGCAUUCCCGCCAUUCUCAAAUCCCUUCAAGAUGAGUGGGAUGCCGUUAUGCUUCACAGCUUCACCUUGCGGCAGCAGCUGCAGACUACCCGCCAAGAACUGUCCCACGCCCUCUACCAACACGAUGCCGCCUGCAGAGUCAUCGCUCGACUCACCAAAGAGGUCACCGCUGCGAGAGAAGCUCUUGCCACACUCAAACCUCAAGCUGGAUUGGUUGCCCCUCAGGCAGUUCCCGCCUCUCAGCCAGCUGCAGCAGGUGCUGGUGGAGAGCCCAUGGAGAUUAGUGAACAGGUGGGAAUGACCCCAGAGAUCAUCCAGAAGCUUCAAGACAAAGCUACUAUCCUCACCACAGAGAGAAAGAAGAGAGGAAAGACUGUGCCAGAGGAGCUGGUUAGAGCUGAGGACCUCAGCAAAUACCGCCAAGUUGCCACCCAUGCUGGUCUUCAUAGUGCCAGUGUUCCUGGUAUUCUGGCUCUGGAUCUGUGUCCCUCUGACACCAACAAAGUGCUCACUGGUGGAGCCGAUAAGAAUGUGGUGGUGUUUGACAAGAGCGAGGAGCAGAUUGUGGCGACACUCAAGGGUCACACAAAGAAGGUCACCUCGGUCAUUUACCAUCCAUCUCAGUCUGUGGUCUUCUCUGCAUCUCCCGACAACACCAUCCGUGUGUGGUCUGUCGCUGGAGGCAACUGCGUCCAGGUGGUUCGUGCCCACGAGGCAGGUGUCACUGGACUCUCCCUACAUGCCACCGGGGACUAUCUGCUCAGCUCCUCUGAAGAUCAGUACUGGGCCUUCUCUGAUAUUCAGACUGGUAGAGUCCUCACCAAAGUAACUGAUGAAAGUGCUGGCUGUGCCCUCACCUGUGCUCAGUUCCACCCUGAUGGUCUCAUUUUUGGCACUGGUACGGCUGACUCCCAAAUCAAGAUUUGGGAUCUGAAGGAGCGCACCAAUGUGGCCAACUUCCCCGGCCACUCCGGUCCCGUCACCUCCAUCGCUUUCUCUGAGAAUGGAUACUAUCUGGCCACAGGUGCCCAGGAUAGCUCUGUGAAACUGUGGGAUCUGAGGAAACUGAAGAACUUCAAGACCAUCACCCUCGACAACAACUACGAGGUGAAGUCCCUUGUGUUUGAUCAAAGUGGUACCUACCUGGCUGUCGGAGGCUCUGACAUCCGUGUCUACAUUUGCAAGCAGUGGUCUGAGGUCCUCAACUUCACAGACCAUACAGGCUUGGUGACUGGGGUGGCCUUUGGAGAGAACGCUCAGUUCCUGACCUCUGCAGGAAUGGACAGAAGCCUCAAAUUUUACAGUUUGUAGAAGCAUAAAUUCUGGAUGGGAGGAUAGCGAGGUCUCUGUCUGAGCGGUCACUAUCCUGGACACGACUUGGAAUAGACCCGUAAUUUGUAGAAAAACAAGAAAAAGAAAAUCUGAGCUAACUUUGCUUCUUUAGUGUGUUAGUUGUCACGUCCAGGAAAGAAAACCCAUGAAAUUAACUGCUCAUUGAAACCACAGCAGCAUGCUUAGGAUAACAUGUUUGUUGGCAUUGAAAUAAAAAAUGAUGUAAAACGAGAUGCAGAAGCCAGUGUAAUGUUCCUGUCUGAUUUGGCAGCAAUUAUGAUUUUACUGUAGUUUUUCUUUUUUGUUUGGGGUCUGAUAUUGCUCGUGAUACAACUCCAGUUGUAGUUCACUUUUGGGGACUAUAGGUGGUGUGGAAAAAAUCUGCUUUGCUUUGAUGUAGACCAGCUUCAUUACAGUCUCUUUGGGGUAAGAUUAAAAUAAUCUGUUGUUAUGAACAGUCCAACCAAGCAGAAGAUGAUCAACAGUAUGACAUUCAUUUUCUUCUGUGACAAAUUUAGUCUUGUUUAACCUCCCCACAUUUUCAUUUCCUGUAUCAAUUGUUCCAUUUAUUAUUUUGUCUUUUCCUCCAACUGUACAUUUCUCAUAACUUGCUAUUUUAUCCGUUGCACUGCUGCCCUUUUACAGUAAAAUAAAAUAUCUUUUGUAUUGCCAUACACGUGUUUGUAAGAUUGGGUCCUCUGAAAGAAAUAAAACAAUUUCUCUUUGCCUCCA